Molecule: messenger RNA, 6242 nt
Organism: Mytilus californianus (California mussel)
Lineage: Eukaryota; Metazoa; Mollusca; Bivalvia; Mytilida; Mytilidae
Product: protein FAM53A-like
Exons: 6
Coding region: 225-1487 (420 amino acids)
Biological process (GO): protein import into nucleus
Cellular component (GO): nucleus
Source: RefSeq, a predicted model, not a curated record
UUCAACUUGUGUUCUUGUGUUUUAAAUAUAUUUUAUUUUUGAAAUUGAAGUGAAAAUGGUUAUAGGUUCUUUUUAUUAACAUUUAAUUUGAAAGGAAGUUUUCUUCGUGAUUGUUUAAUGAAUUAAAAAUGUUGAUAAGGACUUUAUAAUGUGAAUUGUGUGGAUGGCGUGAUUCACCAUGGAAAAUAUUGUUAUGUGGAAUUGAAUCCAUUGUGGAUUACAAGAUGAUUGCAGUGGAUAUACUGGCUGAUAAGCUUAAGGACCAGAAACUUGAAGAAUGUGCCAAAACUAAGGGGAAAUCUCCGAUUACAUUUAUACAGCCAGGAGAAGGGUUUAAAUUGUCCAAGAAUGCUGAGGCAGCCAUUAAAGGCUCAGGGAAAAAAGUGUGGACAGUUAAAUUAAAUUCUGGUGACAGAAUUUCUGGUCUUACAAAAACAGAACCUCAUUCCAUUCGUAAAAAAUCUGAUGAGAGUCAUCAUAGGACAGAUGGCCGUCGUUCAUAUCACGAUGACAUUUUAUCAAGAAAAGAGACUAGAAGAUCAAGCCAAGAUUUACAGAGGAGUAAACUGUCUCCACGUAAACAAACAAGUCAGGAUAUUUGUGAGGAUAAAUUGUCUCAGAUCUCAACAGCCUGUGAUAACGGGAAUUCCGUAGACCCACCCACCAAAAGACAUUGUACUGAUGUGACAUCAAAAUGGCAGCCAAAAGAAACGUUAGUUUGGAAGCCUAUUCCUGUAAUUGAUAAGGAACAUCAUUUUAGUCCAGCAUUUAGUGAUCAUUUAAACUGUGAUAUUUUUACACCACCGGAAUCUCCCGUACCUCGUCCGCUUUCAGCAUCUACAUAUCCCGGUUGUUAUGACAACAUGUAUAGUCCCAUUGGUGCAUCAUGGCUUGAACAAACAACUUUUAACAAAUUCAAUGCUUUUAAAAACCGUAGUCUUUCUUUUGAGGAUGAGAUUUCGUGUAGUAACGCCUCAGGAUCAACUUCAUCUGUACAGUUAGCACAUCAUCAUUACAAUCACCAUCAUCGUAAUAAAAUACCUCGGUGUCGAUCACAACCUUCAGUUCUCUAUGACAGAAAAUGUGGUAUUAAACGUCGCAGAGAUUAUGAACAUCGACCAAAAUUAAACUUUCACAAAAUGACUGAGACAGCAUAUGAGAAGUUUCCAAAAUCAACACCAGUAUCUACCUUGGGCAAGGAGAAAUCAAGAUUUCAUGAAGAAUUAGAGUCUGUGAUGAGUUUAAUGCCAAUUGCUAGUUCCCCAUUAGACAAUGAUUUUCCGUUGAAAGCUGCUAUGGAAUCACGAACAAGUCCCAUAACAGAGAUGGAACAUUGUCGCAGUGAUAGUACAGAGUUUAUUGACUGUGAAAAUUAUUAUGAUUCUGUUGUCAAAGGUCCAGUGAAACUGGUUGGUGAAGAUGAUGAAGAUGAAGAAAUUUUCAAGCUUCAGGAAGACCUUGAUUUAGAACAAAUUGAAAAUCACUAAGAAAAUUUAUGAAUGAUUUUUAUUUGGUUGUUUUUGUUGAUAUUCUGCUGUGAUUAAGCCUAAUAUUGUUUAGCUUUAAAUAAUGUUUUAAAACUUUCAGUAUUUCUUUUUAUUAAUUUAAGAUGUUAGAUAAUACAAUGUACUGGAAAUGUUAUUGAUAUUGGUAUUAAUUUCAAAAAUGUACUGUUCAUUUAAAUUCAAAUCUUCUUCUUGUGUAAGAAACAAUAGAUCUCAUUCAGUGUCUUUGAAUUCUUAGUCAGCUUGUUCAUUAAAAAAUAAACAAACCUUAUGGGUUGUAAUUGCAAACUCAUUCACACCUGUACAUACAUAAUCACUUGAGAGGUUAAAAUGACCAAUAAUUACAUAGUAAUUAGUGUUUUCUUCAGAAGAUUUUGUAUUUUGUAUUCAUUAUGAGUCACAAUAUAUAAUUUGAGUGAUUAUAUUAUAGCUACAUGAUAAUUUCUGUAGAAAUGAAUGGUUAUUUGUCAAACAAAUGAAGGUUAAGAUUACACUAUAAUGAUUAUGUGAAAUUCAGCCUAUCCUUGUUAUAUGUAUAGUUAUCCUUUAGAAGGAGAAAUAAAGGUUUUAUUGAAGAGGUUGUAAUCAGUUAAGUGUUUUCGAAGCUGCAUAAUGAAUAUCAAACUUAUGAAAAUUAUUUGUCAUAAUUUACGGCAAGAUCAAGGGAGGUUACUAUAACAAAGAAACUUUAUCAGGAUGAAUGUAAUUACUGUAUUAAGAACUUCAGGCAACAAAAAAGUUAAAUAGAUGAUGAUGUCAAAGUACUGUAUUGUAGAAAUUUACUUAUAUUCAAAUCAUUAUAUCAAUACAAUGUUAUAGGCCAGGUUCCAGUAUAAACACAUAAAAUAUUCAGGUCACCAAUAGUUGAUUGAGUAUAUUACUACUAUGGAUGUGUUAUUUGACCUUCACUACCCAUAAGGGUCUCAUACGGUUGACUAAGGGAGUAUACCUGGGUGAAGGGAGAUAAGCCAUUAACCGGUAAUGCGUUUGCAAUAAGCUAUUUCAUAGGUGCUUUUUAUGGUUUUCUUUGAAACAGAUUUUAAAAAUCUGUCAUUUAGAGGAGGCACACCACUAAUUCUUGGCCCAUAAACCUUAUGGCUAUAUGGGAAUUUGCGACACUUGACCUGAGAAUUUACGACACUUUAUUGUAAGAAGACUUAUUGACGUCAUACAACAAUCACUAUUCCUUUGUUGUGUCAGACAUUUUAUUUGUGAUAUCAAAAUUUUACUGGAACCUCUGUACUAUUAUUUGCCUAUUUGUCUUUUUAUUUUUGGCCAUGGCGUUGUCAGUUUUUUUUUUUCGAUCUAUGAGUUUGACUGUCCCUCUGGUAUCUUUCGUCCCUCUUUUGUGAUGCCCAGUAAGGGGGACAAAUAGCGAUAAGGUGUAUUACUUUCUAUGUUCUUCAAUUUCAAGCAUUCAUAGCUAUUUUGUCAUAAGCUCAAAUCGCUACCGUAACUUGUUUUGCAAUGAUAAAAUCAACGUGCUUUUAAUACCAUAAAAGAGCAUACUGGUUCCCAGAACUCAGAUCUGAGAAACUGGCACAAUAUAUGCCCUCCUUUUUAAAGUUUGUGCAAUUAUUAAAUAAGUGAUAACAAUAAAAUAAGUCUUCAGUUGAAAAGUAUUCAACAAUGAUCACAAUAAAAUAAGUCUUCAGUUGAAAAGUAUUCAACAAUGAUCACAAGUCCUUUAGCUUUCAUUUGAUACUGAAAUUACUUAAAUAUUCUACAUAUUAUUUUGAAAGUGACACCUAUACAUAUGAACUAUUUUGUUUAAAAUAUUUACUAUUUUCUGUUAUGUUCUUUAUACCUGGACCUGAAUUAGUGGUGUUACACCUUAGAAGCUGAAAAUAUAUGUAAUUUCAAAAGGAUAGUAAAAAGAGUUCCAAGGAUUUUUAAAGGCAAUAUCCCAUACCCUAAGUCUCCCUCCUUAGAUGUGUUAAAUUUACAGGUCAUUAUUUACAAUCACUGUGAUCAUUAAGUUACAGAAAUUUUUCCAUACUUUUGUCAUUUGACGUUAGUAAAUAGUUAAAUAUUCCAAUGUAUGGUAGCUAGUGUCACAUUAGUUAGGAGAUAAAAAUAUUUUACAUUAUUUGACAUAAUACAACUGUCAUGGGCCCGUUUUUAAGAUAUUGCCUCUGUUUUAAUUGAAACAACUUUUAUUAUUAAAUGAAAAAUAACUAUUUGCAAGAAAAUUGGUCAUCACUAAGUCAUGCUGUAAUAGCUUAUAUUACAUUUGUCAUCAGUUGUUUCAAUUCAGGGUAUUUUUUAUUAGAUAUUAAAAUAACAUACAUCAUAAAAAUCAUCGAUGUUUUUUCUAAAGGUUAUGAUAAAAUUGAAGUCUGGGGAUCUUUUAAAUUUUGGUUGAACAGUAGAUUUUUAAGUCAUCAUAAAUUUUGAGGAUGAUCUAUGAAUGUGAAGAAAAAAAGAAUUUUUUACUUCUGUUGUGAAAGGUUAAUUCACUUAACAUUCCAACUUUUGAGAAACUGCUAAUGACUUCUAUCAUUUAAUUUUCUAAUAAUAAUUUUGCAAAAUGCAUCAUUAUGUCAACCUGACCUUUUUCUGAAUCAAAAAUGAAAAUAAAUGUUUUAAAAAACAAUUAAUUUUUCAAUCUCAUUUAUUUUGAUGACUAUAUAUUUUUAUUACUCUUUAAAAUCAGAUUAGUGACAGAAAAUUUGUAGAGAUUAAGCAGAUUAUGAAUGGAUUAAUACUGUUAAAAGGUCAAGGUUGAGUGUUGACAAUACUAUGAACAAAUCAUGUUUUAAUUAAAGAGUACAACAGCUUAUUAUUGUUUAAUCUGUUAGUACUUAAAGUUAUUUGUUUACCUUUUUUAAGAUUGAAAAUGAACACUUUGUGGUUUUUUAUUUAUAAUUUAAAAUCUGUUUUGUUUGAAUAGUUUUAAAAUCUGUCUGAUUAUGUAUGCAUUAUUAAGCUCGAAAAGCCUGUGGUCAAGGUACAUGUAAUACUAUUUCUUGUCCAGUUUACAAUUUUUUUAAAUACUUUCAGAUUUCUUUUUUAAACUACAAAUAAUCGUACACUUAUCACAGUUACUUCUACAACUUACAUAGGAAGCACUGAAUAAUGACAAUGUAAAUUGUUAUAUUUUUGUAAUAGUACCUUCUGUGUAUACUAUUUUAACUUUGUUUAUAGAUGUUUAUUUUCAAGUUCAAGUUCAAAAGCUUUACUUGUAGACAAAAAUAAGUAUACAGAAAACAUAAGCUUUAGCUUUUAUAUCGUCUUAUUACAAACAAAACAUUUUACAUUAAGCUUAACUUUCCAAAUUGAAAGAAAGAUCAAAAAUUUAAAUGGAAUAUAUUUGAUCCCAUGUAAUAUGUUGGUACACUUAUAGACUUUUCCAUCUGUUGUUUUAUGUAAUUAAGUUCAACAUAUAUCCAAAGAUCCAUGAUUUUCCUUAAAUUGGUGAAAAUAAUGAGAUUUUAUACAUGAGUGAGUUUACCAUUACAACACAAUGUCCACUUAUUGGGUUUUAAUGGUAUGUUUUGCUAACUACUUACACUAUUUAACAGUAAUCAAUCGUCAAAACAGCCAAAUAUUGACUUAUAUUAAACUGCAUGGUGAAAAAGCUGAAAAUCUCUUCAAGUGCUAUGGAUGUUUAAAAUUAGUUUUGUCAAGAGCACCAUUGGCUUGUUUAGAGAGUUGCUGAGCAUUUGAAAAGGGCAUUAAGAAAAGCGGUCUCAUUCUGUUAUGAAUUUCUAAUGUUGUCUGCUCUAUUACCAAUACAUUGACAAAACUUUAGGUAUAAUGUGAUAACCAGCACACAAAACAGGGGACCAUUAUAUGGUAGCUAUAUAUAGUGCUCCGUAGAAAGAAGCUUUUACAGAGCCUACAAUAAAUAUAUUCUUUCAAUUACAGAUUGCACACACCCUAUGUUUUGAAUAUGCAAGGUGAUGAUGGUGUUUGUGCUUUCAAUGAAAGUUUUAUUUAUUUAUGAAAAAGAUUUUUUUUUUAUUAAAUUAUUUAAUAGAGAGAUUAUAUAAUUAUCUUUUAUCUUGCAUGAUAAAGUGAGAUUGUUAUUAAUUAUAAAUUAUGAAUAUAAGAUAGGUUUAUUUUUAAUUUAUUUUUUGCACAGAAUAUUAGUGUUAAUUAUAGUUGUGACCCCAAAGUUAUACAUUGAAUUUCAAUAUUUAUGCAAAUUAUCUUAGUUGAAUAGUAUGCACGAAGAAAUUUGGUACAUGCCACCUUUGCCGCAUGUAAAAUAGCAACAAUAAACUUGAAAUAUAAAAUGUCUAUAGUUGCUGACAAGUACAAUAUCUAUAGGCAGAAUUUUUUUUUUAUUUGAAUGUGGUAUAUUUUUUGAAAAUAUGAAUUGAGAAGAAAGAUUGUUUUAUUUUUGUCUAUAAUUACAUACAAAGUUUUAUAUUUUUACAAUCUGUUGUAUUUCUUAAGAAUUCUAGAGUUGUACUUCUGACAAGGUUAAUGAAUUGAAAGAGAAACAAAUAAAAGAAGCUUAAUAAGUUUUAUUUGUCCAAAAUGUAUUUUCAAAAUGGCAGUUGUAAUGCAUUUAUAUUCCAAGGGGAAUUUUCCCCCAUUGUUUCUUGUAUAAAUCCAGAACAUUGUUAAAAUCCAUUUCAUUUCCGACAUAAAUCCAUCUGUUGUUUACCAUUUCAUGUUGAUAUUGUUGAUGUAAAUAUACAGCAGAUUUUUGUGUUACUAUGGUGACCAUAUUUAUUACUUUUUGUGUUGACACAAUGUUAGAGUUUAAUAAAUAAUUUAAAUUUG